This is a messenger RNA of Theileria parva strain Muguga, 1387 nucleotides long. RefSeq names its product PhoD-like phosphatase family protein. Lineage: Eukaryota; Apicomplexa; Aconoidasida; Piroplasmida; Theileriidae. The coding region runs from base 53 to 1387 and encodes 444 amino acids. The record is from RefSeq and is a predicted model, not a curated record. The transcript has 6 exons.
UUACAAUUACAUAUUCUAGUUAUAUUAUUUAUACAUAAAAAGCCAUAAAUAAAUGAUUAGAACCGAGAUGGCUAUUUGUACUCUAGUUUUAAUACAUAUCUACACAACGCUGUUCAUUACGACGGCAGAAACAUUCACAAAAUCAGACUAUGAGCAAAAAUAUAACACUAAGCUGGAAAAAUUAAACGCAGACGAAGUACUUCAUGAGCCUCUGAAAAAAUUCGCUUACGGAAGCUGCCAAAGAACAUAUCCACAACUCAGGGAUAUAUACAAUACCAUACUCAAAUACGAUCCUGACAUUUUCUUCUUCACUGGAGAUAAUUUUUACACAGAAAUGAGUUGUUGCGAUGAGACGUGUAUAGAAAGAGGGUACUUGAAGAUGGCAAACUUCCCACCUUUUCAAGAAUUUAAGAAGAAAAUCAGGAAAUUCGAUGGCGUGUACGAUGAUCACGAUUAUGGAAUAAAUGAUGGAGACGCAACAUUUAAGUUUAAAGAUUUUUCUCAGAAGAUAAUAUUAGACUUCUUCGAAAAGCCUGAGGAUCAUUAUAGAAGGAAGAGGAAAGGAGUGUACUUCAGUAUGUCGUAUAUUGACCCGGAAAAUCCAAAAAAUCAUGUUAAAAUUAUUGGCCUAGAUCUUAGAUACCACAGAGGCUGUAUGUAUAAUUGUAUCUGUGAACUCUGUGGAUUAACCUACGUACAAUCGAGAUUAAUUAUGAUACGUAGACUGUUUAAUUAUAUGUUCGGAAUUGGUUGUAAACAUGACGCUGAUGCGCUGGGCGAAGAGCAAUGGAAAUGGCUUGAAUCGCAACUAGUUGACUCUGAGGCUACGUCCCAUAUAAUAGUAUCGUCAUUUCAAGUAUUUACAUACCGCCCAAUGGGUGAAAGCUGGGGGCAUUUCCCAAACUCUAAAAAGAGAUUACUAGAUUUACUUGAAGCAACAAAGCCAAAAAAACCGAUUUUCUUAUCCGGAGACGUUCAUUUUGCUGAACUCUUCGAAAAACAUGGACUUGUUGAGUUCACAUCCAGUAGUUUAACACACAGUGUUUUACCAUACAACAUUUAUGCCAAUAUUCUAGUGUACCCCUUUUAUCUCAGGGUUAAAAACUACACUUACAGAUAUAACAACUUCGGAGCCAUCGACUUCAAUUAUAAUCACGAAGAUGAGGGUGAAAAAUGCCUUACUUAUCGCAGUAGAAAUGAGAACCUGUACGAUUAUGUCAAAGAACCAGAUUCCGUGUUCGUAAACCAUCAACUCAUAAAGUGUUUAACCAAAGCGGAACUUUUUGUUAGAAUUUUGUUGUACUCACCAUUAUUCGUCACACCACUGUUACCUUUCUAUUUCCUGUUCAGAAUGUUGCUCCGAUUCAAAAAAGUUAAAAGCAAAUAA